UAUCAAAAUGAUUCUUUGUCAAGCAUUGGCUAUUAUCUUGUUGGGUUCUUGCUUCUGUUACGGUGAAUCGGACAAGGAAAAAUAUUUGGAAGAAAAUCCUUUAGAAAAUCCCGACUUAUUCGAAGGUGAUAUCAUAGGCCUUGACAUUUCAGAUGACCGGAAUGCCGUUGCGAGGGAUGAACGACUGUGGCCCAGGGGCGUUAUCCCAUAUGUUUUCGAUCCCGGACUCUCUUCAACUGUCCGUUUGCAAAUGGUGUUGAAAGCUAUGUGGAAAUACGGUAAUCAGACAUGUAUCCGUUUCGUUCCACGGACGAGGGAAGCUAAUUAUGUGCGAAUCUACCCAGGCCAAGGGUGUCAUUCUCAAAUCGGAAUGACCAAGUCCAAAUCGAUUCAGACCCUCUCCCUGGGGAAAGGAUGCGGGUACCUGGGUACUGUCCUGCACGAACUGGGACACGCUGUUGGCUUCUAUCAUGAGCACAGCAGAUCUGACAGAGAUAAAUGGAUAAAAAUCUUUUGGGAAAAUAUAAAAGAAGGUCAAGAAUCUCAAUUCAAAAGACUGGAACCUGCAAAUAACAGACUCCUGACUCCUUUCGAUUUCAAUUCUAUCAUGCUGUAUGGUUCAUACACUUUCUCCAAGGACAAGGACAGACUCAAAACGAUGGUUGGAAAAGAUGGAAGAAUUAUCGAGCCUACUCGAGAGAAAACUAACUUGUCUAAAAGCGAUAUCAUCAGGAUUAGAAAAUUGUACAAUUGCAAGCCGUCAGUCAGGAGCUGAUAUGUUUAUUUAGUGAAUGACAAUAAUAAUAUGAAUAUAUAUUCUGAAAUAUUUUUUAGAUAAAUGCAAUAAUUUAAUUCUUAUUUCUGACCCAUUAAAAUCUGAUACUUUUAAUCUUUUUUUUUUCUGAAAGAUGAAUUUAUUUUGUAUUUUUAUUAGAAUCUGUUAUUCUCUCACAAAGUUAAGUAAAUACAUUUUUCUUUUAUUAUGGCUGUUAAGAUGGCAGCAGUAUUAAAUAUGUAUUUUAAAUUUCAGUAAUUUCAUGAAUUGUUAUUUUGUCAAAUAUAA
Messenger RNA from Argiope bruennichi, 1063 nucleotides. Its product is annotated as astacin-like metalloprotease toxin 5. The record is from RefSeq and is a predicted model, not a curated record. The coding region runs from base 8 to 775 and encodes 255 amino acids. Gene Ontology annotation, molecular function: zinc ion binding; metalloendopeptidase activity. Lineage: Eukaryota; Metazoa; Arthropoda; Arachnida; Araneae; Araneidae. The transcript is spliced from 6 exons. Gene Ontology annotation, biological process: proteolysis.